This is a messenger RNA of Rubroshorea leprosula, 1007 nucleotides long. The record is from the annotation of a GenBank genome assembly. Lineage: Eukaryota; Viridiplantae; Streptophyta; Magnoliopsida; Malvales; Dipterocarpaceae.
AAAAAUUGAUAUGUACUAGCUAUACUAACCGAUAGGAAACAAAAUCAACAACUUUGGAACGGAGACCCUGCCAUUAAUUUCGAUUUUUAUUUCAUGUACUAGAGCCAGCACAUUAACAUGUUGGAACUCUGUCCCUGAGUUUAAAACUUUUUUUAACAGUAGGACAAAGCCACUUCAACUACCUGUAACUUUGAACUCAGUAUUAUUAGGAAAAUGAACAUUGACUAUUCUUAUAUGUACGGAAAACCAGACCUUAGGAAGAUCUGUGCUCAUUAAAUACCCCCAUUUCAUUCUUUCUUAAUUCUCCACAUCUCUGGUUGGCUUCCAGCUGGUACUCCGUUUAGCAGCCAUGGCCGAGGGGAACGUUUGUGCUAAUUAAAUACCCCAUUUCCCUUUUUUCUUUUUGGGAAAAGGAUAGGUUUUUGUAUUUUAGUUGAUGCAUCGGCAUAGCUUCCUAAUUAAUUUUGCUCAUCUUAUCUGCCCUUUCUUCUAUGUCAAAACCUGAAUCUUCUUCUUCCACAUAAUCCUUUUAUGGAAACUUUCUUCUCUUCUAAUAUAUAUAUAUAUACUUGCUUUUACAGGUGACUACAAUGGUGCUAAAUGUGGAUUUACAGUGCUCAAAAUGCUACAAGAAAGUCAAGAAACUUCUCUGCAAAUUUCCUGAAAUACGAGAUCAGGAGUAUGAUGAGAAAGCAAACAAGGUGACAAUUAAGGUGGUGAGCAGCUCGCCGGAGAAUAUCAGGGACAAGUUAUGCUGCAAGGGUGGUGGAUGCCGCAAGGGUGGUGGAUGCAUCAAGAGCAUUGAGAUACCUCCGCCUCCGCCUCCGCCUAAGCCUAAGCCUGAGCCUAAGCCUGAGCCUAAGCCUAAGCCUAAGCCUGAGCCUGAGCCUAAGCCAAAGCCUGUGAAAGUAUCUGACAGUAUAAUAUUUGAGGGUAUUUAUGUAAUUCUGUAGUAUAGUGCUGUAUAUACAUAUAAAUAUGUAAACCUAAUUCUGGAUUGGAAUGAG